UUGAGAACGUUCCAUACUUGCAACUUUGGCGCUACUUGUGCUACGUAUUUUUAUCGCAGCGUUCUGCUCUGGAUGAUUGGAAUAGCAUCGUGAUUGGUCGCCGAAAUGGUGGAAACGGGGGUACCAGGAUCGCCUACCACAUGGGUGUACGUGUUAUGGGAUAAACAACUUCACAAGCUUCAUUCCUACUUCCACGGUACCGAACGGUAUCUGUACAAACCGACGAUUUCCUUCUCACCACGUCUCUCCUUUUAAUACAAGUCUGGUCUUGAAUCUUGAAUAAUUGAAGCGUUGGUCGUCGGACGUGCGACCGAUCGUACCGCAGUCGCACUUUGGAGCUGUCACUGUUACCGCUUGUGAAGCAAGCUUGAGCAGCUUCUACCACGUCUUAUUCAGGUCCCUCUCCCCAGGACACCUCUACGCACCGAGUACUGACUCUACGCAGGGCGUAUUCAUCUCAAGAUGAUGACCCCUAUGCGUUAUGUGAUUUUGGUACUGGGCAUCAUUAUCAGUCUGCACUUCAUCCUUAGCUUCUCACAUGAAGACUACGGACGGGCGACGUCCAUUUCGAAUCUCAAGAACACAAUCACAGGUGCUGCUUCACACCAACCUCCAUACAAGGCAGGCGUACCGGAGGAUUAUUACUAUCACUCAAAUGGAACCGCACCAGGGCCGAGGGCGAAUGCGGCCUUUGUGAUUCUAGCUCGCAAUAGUGACUUGAACGGGAUUGUGUUCAGUAUGAAGCAGAUGGAGGAUCGUUUCAACAAGAAGUUCCAAUAUCCAUAUGUCUUCUUGAACGAUGAUGAUUUCAGUGACGAGUUCAAGAGACGGAUAACUGCUUUGACCGACGCGAAGGUCGAGUUCGGCAAGAUUCCCAGAGACCAUUGGUACCAACCUGACUGGAUAGAUGAAGAAAAGGCAUCCAAAGCACGGGAUGAAAUGGUUAAGGCGCAAGUCAUCUAUGGAGGUAGCGUACCGUACCGAAACAUGUGUCGUUUCAACUCUGGCUUCUUCUUCCGUCAUGAGUUACUGGACAAAUACAAGUACUACUGGCGAAUUGAACCGGAUGUCAAUUUCUACUGUGAUCUUGACUACGAUCCGUUCCUCAUCAUGCAAAACGAGAAGAAAGUCUACGGUAGGAAGCACCGACAUGUCAUAAAAUGGUUAUUUCCUAAUUCGACUACGUUUCGCUUAGGUUUCACUGUCUCGCUUUACGAAUACGAGACGACAAUUCCAACGCUGUGGGAUGCAGUGAAAGAAUUCAUGGAUGAGAACCCCGACAUGCUCCAAGAAGGGAAUGCUCUAGGUUUCAUCUCAGAUGAUGCAGGAGGGACCUACAACCGCUGCCACUUCUGGAGUAACUUUGAGAUCGGUGAUUUGGACCUCUGGCGCAGCGAUGCGUACAUGAAGUUCUUUGAGCAUCUCGACAAGAAAGGCGGAUUCUACUAUGAGGUAUGUUGUAAACUUUCAUGUAGAGAUUCACCCAGGGUUCUGAAGCGUUAUAUUCAGCGUUGGGGAGAUGCGCCGGUCCACAGCAUUGGUGCAGCACUGUUCGCGAAGAAGGAGCAAAUCCACUUCUUCAAUGACAUUGGAUACAAGCACAACCCUUUCCAACAUUGUCCCCAGGGUGACGCACACACCAAAGGAAAGUGCUGGUGCGACCCUUCAGAUAACUUUGACUAUCACUGGUACUCGUGUCUUGCUCGAUACGAUAAGAUGUUCACAUAACUCUCUCGUUGUUCUGCUUUUAGUUAUUGAUACCUUCGGACAGUUGCUUUUUUUCUUGUCUGCAUUUUUGUUUCUUCUUUUCAGCAUCACGAACAUUGUCAUAGACCAUAUUCCAUCAUGCAAAAGGACAACUGCCAAAACAGAUGCGUGAUAUAUUGCAUAAGUUAGAAGAUGGAUUGCGAGUAGUAUUGAUACUAUUAUCGUUGAAGUUGAGUCAGUC
Messenger RNA from Somion occarium, 1948 nucleotides. The record is from the annotation of a GenBank genome assembly. Lineage: Eukaryota; Fungi; Basidiomycota; Agaricomycetes; Polyporales; Cerrenaceae.